AUGCAGGUGCACGGGCGUGUCGUGGGGAGCGGGGUGCUGCCGGACCUCAGGGUGGAGAACGCGCUGGUCGAUAUGUACGCGGAGUGUGCUGACAUGGACUCGGCUUGGAAGGUGUUCGACAGCAUGCAGGUGAGGAGCGUGGUGUCAUGGACGUCUUUGCUUUCUGGGCUCGCGAGGUUAGGCCAGGUUGAUGAAGCGAGAGACCUGUUUGAUCGUAUGCCUGAGAGAGAUACGGUCUUGUGGACCGCGAUGAUUGAUGGGUAUGUGCGGGCUGCCCGGUUCAGGGAGGUAUUGGAGAUGUUCCGUGAGAUGCAGUAUAGUAAUGUGAGUGCAGACGAGUUCACCAUGGUGAGCGUGAUCACAGCCUGUGCGCAGCUAGGUGCUCUGGAGAUGGGAGAAUGGGUGAGGGUUUACAUGAGCAGGCAAGGGAUUAAGAUGGAUGCUUUCGUCGGUAAUGCGCUUAUAGACAUGUAUUCCAAGUGCGGAAGCAUUGAGCGUGGAUUGGAUGUUUUUAAAGGCAUGCACCACAGAGAUAAGUUUACUUGGACAGCUAUCAUACUUGGUCUCGCGGUGAAUGGUUACGGGGAAGAGGCUAUUCAAAUGUUCUACAGAAUGAUCAGGGUUUCAGAAACUCCAGAUGAGGUGACAUUCAUUGGUGUUUUCACAGCCUGCACCCACGCUGGCUUGGUUGACCAAGGAUGGGAGUUCUUCCUCAGCAUGAUAGAGACCUAUAAUAUUGCCCCAAAUGUGGUGCAUUAUGGAUGCAUAAUUGAUCUCCUUGGCAGAGCCGGGAAAUUUACAGAAGCUUUGGAGACAAUAGAUCAAAUGCCAAUGAAACCCAACUCCACUAUUUGGGGGACCCUACUGGCAGCUUGUAGGGUUCAUGGCAAUUCAGAGAUAGGUGAACUGGUAGCAGACCGCCUCCUUGAGCUGGAUCCAGAGAACAGCAUGGUGUACACCCUUCUGUCAAACAUGUAUGCAAAGUGUAAUAGAUGGGAAGAUGUUCGGCGGCUUCGGCAGGCAAUAAUGGAGAAAGGAAUAAAGAAAGAACCUGGUUUCAGUCUGAUCGAAAUGAACGGUAUUAUUCAUGAAUUUUUAGCUGGUGAUCAGUCUCAUCCUAUGAGCAAAGAAAUCUACUCUAAGUUGGAGAGCAUAAUCAGUGAUUUAAAUAAUGCUGGGUAUUUUCCUGACGUAACUGGGGUCUUUGUUGAAGUCGCAGAAGAAGAAAAGCAGAAAGUUCUUUACUGGCACAGCGAGAAGCUGGCAAUUGCUUUUGCAUUACUCAGUUCAAAACCUAAUACUGUGAUAAGAAUUGUGAAAAACUUGAGGAUGUGUUUGGACUGCCAUAACGCAAUUAAAUUGAUUUCAUGGUUGUAUGGAAGGGAGGUUGUUAAUAUUCUUUUGAGAAGAUUCAGAUUCAGACUCUUGGAUGUUGAAAUGUGCAAUAGUGGUAGAGUUAAAAAGAAUUUUCUGAUGGAGAAAUACUUGCUGUACAAUUGUUUGGCUCUGGUGUGA
Molecule: messenger RNA, 1515 nt
Organism: Miscanthus lutarioriparius
Lineage: Eukaryota; Viridiplantae; Streptophyta; Magnoliopsida; Poales; Poaceae
Source: the annotation of a GenBank genome assembly